Molecule: messenger RNA, 1533 nt
Organism: Sciurus carolinensis (gray squirrel)
Lineage: Eukaryota; Metazoa; Chordata; Mammalia; Rodentia; Sciuridae
Gene: Dmp1
Product: dentin matrix acidic phosphoprotein 1
Exons: 5
Coding region: 1-1533 (510 amino acids)
Biological process (GO): ossification; cell adhesion; extracellular matrix organization
Cellular component (GO): extracellular matrix
Molecular function (GO): extracellular matrix binding
Source: RefSeq, a predicted model, not a curated record
AUGAAGACUGGCAUCCUGAUUAUGUUCCUUUGGGGGUUAUCCUGUGCUCUCCCAGUAACCAGGUAUCAAAAUACUGAAACGGAGAGCUCUGAAGAAUGGAAGGAUCAUUUGGCUCAGUCACCAACACCACCCACGGAGAACAGUGAGUCAUCAGAAGAAAGUAAAGUUAGCUCAGAGGAACAGGCAAAUGUGGACCCCGGUGACAGUGCCGAGCUGGAGGAUGACCUGGGCUCUGAUGAUCGUCAGUAUGCCUAUAGACCAGCUGGCGGCCUCUCUAGAAGUACAGGAAAAGAUGAUAAAGACGAUGAUGAAGAUGACAGUGGAGACGACACCUUUGGUGAUGAGGACAAUGGCCCAUGGCCUGAGGAGAGAACAGGAGGUGGAAUUUCCAGAGCCGAUGGUGAUGAUUCUGCUGAUGCCACACCAUCCAGUGAAGAGAGCACCUCACCAGAGGACAGUGACCAAGACACCACCAGCGAGAGCAGGGACCUUGAUCUCGAGGACGAUGUGGGCAGCAGGCCUGGGGGAGAGGACUUCACUCAGGAGAGCGAGAGUGAGGAGCACUGGGUGGGAGGUGGCAGUGAGGGGGAGAGUAGCCACGGGGAUGGCUCUGAGUUUGACGACGAGGGAAUGCAGAGCGAUGACCCCGACAGCACUAGGAGUGAGAGGGGCAACUCCAGAACGAGCAGUGCUGGCGUCAAAUCAAAAGAAUCAAAAAGGGACAGUGAGCAGGUAAGCACUCAGAAUUCCGGGGAGAGUCAAUUAGUGGAGUAUCCCAGUAGGAAGUUUUUCAGAAAGUCCCGGAUUUCUGAGGAAGAUGGCGGAGGUGAGCUCAACGGUAGCAACACAAUGGAAGAAGUCAAGAGUGACUCCGACUCCAAAGAGGCCGACCUCAGCCAAUCCAGGGAGGACAGCAGGAGCGAGUCUCAAGAGGACAGCAAGGAGAGUCCGUCUCAGGAAGACAGUGAAAAUGCACAGGAGCCCAGCAGUGAGUCCAGUCAGGAGGGUGACUUGGCCUCUCACGAAAGCAGCAGUGAGUCUCAGGAAGAGGUGGUGAGCGAGUCCAGGGGUGACAACCCAGAUAACGUCAGUCGUGCAGGGGACCAGGAAGACAGUGACUCCAGCCAGGAGGACAGCCUGAAUACGUUCUCCAGUUCAGAGAGCGAAUCCAGAGAACAGCAAGCUGACAGUGAGUCCAACGAGAGCCUGAAACUCUCAGAGGAAAGCCCAGAGUCCAGCGAGGAGAACAGUUCCAGUCAGGAGGGUCUCCAGUCGCAGAGCGCCUCCACAGAGAGCCAGAGUGAUGAAAGCCAGUCUGAGCAGGACAGCCAGUCUGAGGAAGAGGCUGACAGUGAUUCCCAGGACAGCAGCAGGUCAAAAGAAGAUAGCAACUCCACUGAGAGCACAUCAAGCAGUGAGGAGGAUGGCCAGCCCAAAAACAUGGAGGGCGACAGCAGAAAAUUAACAGUUGAUGCUUAUCACAACAAACCUAUCGGGGACCAAGAUGACAAUGACUGCCAGGAUGGCUACUAG